AUGAAAGGCAUAUACUGGAGUCUCUUUGAUAUGGAUUGUAUUGGCUUUAUGUCAAGAAGUGGCUUUGAUGGAAAAUCAUUAUCAGACAAGAACUUCACUAGCGCUGUUUGUACCGUUGAUACUGCAUUGGAAUUAAUUUAUGAGCGGCCUGUUCGUGCUGCUAAAGACUCUUUGGCACUUGUUGGUAUUGCUACAAAGAUCGAUUUAAGUACUGCUACAAUAUAUAGACUUGAUCCUGGAGUUCACGAUGUUUCUGUUGCUUGUGACAGUCUUAGAACUGGUGGUGGCCAAAAUAGGAAAAGAUAUAGAAUACGUAAAGCUUCCACAGGCAAUACUUAUGCACGCGGCUUGAUUUAUAACACUCUGUCAACAAGGAAAUGUAGCUGGAACCGAUUCAAUGAAGCUUUACGAUAUAUACUUCGGAACUUUAAGACAAUCAAAGGCUAUUACUCGACCGGCUUUAGAGAGCUCAGAUAUCAUUGUUAUAGAAACAAGAAGAAGGCACUAGAUAAAAUGUGUAAGCGGCUGUUUACAGGGAGCAGGGAAUACCGAGAGAAAGAGGUGCCAAGAUGCAACAAUAAUGGUGAGGCCAAAAGGCCUACUUUGGUGGCGUCUGGUACUGCUCGUCUUAGUGAACUCUAUGGGAGCAUAGCUCGGUCAACAAAGAGAUUCAGAGCGACUUUGCUAAAUUACAUCGAAUCGACUAGACACAACCAAGCUCACGCGGCAAAAUGUGUCGUUAUGAUCGAUGAGUAUCUUGCGAGUCAAAUAUACUCCGGAUGUCAUAUAAAGAAAUCAGUGUUAUUUUAUGUGAAACCAAUAGCCUCAAUGACUCAAUUAAUCUAUGUCUUGCAUAGCAGCAAGACACUCCGUACUUAG
This is a messenger RNA of Phycomyces blakesleeanus NRRL 1555(-), 879 nucleotides long. RefSeq lists its product as hypothetical. The transcript has 4 exons. The record is from RefSeq and is a predicted model, not a curated record. NCBI's taxonomy places the organism in Eukaryota, Fungi, Mucoromycota, Mucoromycetes, Mucorales, Phycomycetaceae. The coding region runs from base 1 to 879 and encodes 292 amino acids.